UCAAACUCAAUCUCAAACUUAAACUCAAAAUUUGACUUGAGAUUUUUUUUUGACUCAGUUGAAAUCCGACUCAAUUUGGUGAUCACGAAAUAUUUUGAGACCGUUCUCAGCCGAGUUUUAAACUCAGUCUCAACUAUUAUCGAUCUGCAUUCGCGUAAGCGGUUAUAUUCCGCUAAAUACUCUUCAACUGGAAGAUGAACCGCGAGCUUAUGUCAUCAUCGGGGUCGUCUGUGGCCAAAACAACGCAAAAUGAACGAGUUGAAGAAGCGCUCGAACAAUUGGACCGAUUCAGAGCGGCACUCCGCUCUGUCAACAAUACUGAAUCAACAUGAUUCACUUUUUGGAAAGUUCAAAGGGGCCACUCUCGGAAAUAAGGCCAAGGAGGCCAAAUGGGAUGAGAUCGUAAUGGAAAUAAAUUCCUGUGGUGGUACACGCAGAACUGUGGAAGAGGUCCGGAAGAUGUACCAGAACUCAAAGCAACGGGCAAAGGAGAAAUUCUUUCGCAGCCAAAAGACUGGGGGUGGACCUGGAGAGCAGUUUUCAGCAUGCGAUAAUUUGCUUCUAGACAAACUAAAGGACACAAAUGUUCUGACUGGCAUUGCUGGCGGGGUUGAGAGUGGGUCCUACUCAUUCAUCAUUGAGAACGAUCAUGACAGCUCUCAACCUGGAACUGGUGCAUGUGGCAGGAACAAUGAAAACAUUACAUCUGCGGAAUGUAUACAGACUACAAGUACCUGUGCAAGUGGCAGUGCUUUGAUGUCUUCGUCAACAGAUGAAGUUCCAUGUGUAUUUGCAGAGAAAAUGCAGAGGAAAUCUCGAAAACGAUCAACUGAUGUGGACGAACUGUAUGAGCUGGAAAAGAAGAGAGCUAGAGUAGAACUGCAGUUGGCCGAGAACCGAGUAGCCCAUGAGAAUGAGUUAUUUGAACUGAAAAAAGCAAUACUUGAAAAAAACCUUGAACAAGUGUUUAGCAAUAGUUCUAUCAUACCAUUUAAUGAAUUGUAAACCCUUUAUUUAUUCAAUUUUCUGUAAAAACAAUUGUAAGUCAUUGAAACUGUUAUAGCUAUGUUAUAGUCAUAUAAAAUAAAUUAAAAUCUUAAGUUUUAAGAAUGGAUGUAGUGGACCGACUGAUCGCUCUUAAUCAUUAAGAUUUUUAUUCCAGUCAUAUUACUGACUAAGAAUAUAACCACGUUAUUAGAGACAUUUUAAAAGUAAAAUGACGCAGGAAUUGUGUAGUGGAUGAGUCGGUGGCAGUGUUGUCAGCUUUUAGCAACUGCAAAAGAUUAAUUUUUUAAUAAAUAGGCAUAGAAUUAAUGAUUACCUGUCAUCAGUUUUAUUGGCUGUAAAUGUAGGUUAUGUUCUAAUUUAUCUAAUUAUAGUAUCAAUACACUUAUUUUUACGACUAAAAUUGAAAAGUCUACUGAAUUUGUGAAUAUCAAUUAUUUAAACAAAAUUAUUUGCAAUAUGUCAUUAGUUCUUUGUAUGUAUUUGUGUUCAUAUAUUCGAGAAUUCAUCUUGUAUUACUUUGCUGAACAUGAUGUUCAACACAAAAUAAUGUGAAGAACUUUGUUAUCUAUAGCAUGUGAACAGUGAAAUGAAAAGCUAUAAUAGUGUACACUUUAGAAACAGUUAAACAAGUAGCUAGAAUGGUAUUUCCAUUUAAUUCUUUGAUACUAUUCAGACUUUGCCUUAUGCCAUAGUCCUUUCACAAGCAGCAAAUACAACUUUAACAGUAUCAAUGAUUAUAUUCAAGUUUCAGAGAUGACUACCUUAUCAUGCCUAUCGAAAUAUGUGUAUGGCUACUGUUGUCGUUUGGAUUGUUGGUGGCAAAAUUGCAACCAUUUUAGAUUAAGUUACUUUUUUGUAUUGAAGCUAUUGAAAACAAGAUAUGCAUUUCUUUGAACAGGAUAGUACACCACAUCUCCCUCUGUUGUACUGAACAUGUGUUGUCAAGCAAUGUUAUAUAAACCAUAUGUGGAGCAGUUAUACAUGUCAAGACUGAAUGUCAGAAUUGAUAUUUCUUUUUUGUAUGCCAGGGAAUUAUUAAGUUGUAAAUGCAGUGUUUUCAUGUGAAUUCACUUGUACAGAUUGUCAUUUUUUGUGUAGUCUUGACUGCUCCAUUGAUAUGAUUCUGAAUUAGAGUUUUAUUCUGCAAAGGAUAUUUGUUCAGAUAAGCAAUUAUUAACUUGAAAUUUUGUUAAGAAAUGUUACCAUGGAGACCAAUCACUGUUUUGCCAUGACUUAAAUUGUGAUUGUUAAAGUAAAAGCUGUCUAUAUUUUAAUGUCAUAUAAUCAAAGAGAAAACAUCCAAAGUAGUGCUAAGCAUCUUCAUGCUUGAAUUCUGACAGUAUUGUGAGAUACUGUGGAAAUCAAUGGCAUUGGAGUAAAUCAAUUAGAUUUUAUUGUUUAUUAUUAGUACCUCAAAACUGAUAUUUUAAUGGUUAUGGGCUCAUACUAUUCAUGUAUAUUGUGCACUUAUGUCAUGUACAUUUUGAGAAACUUGAAGAAAUUGAUGUUUGUGACAAUUGUAAACCCUAUUUCCAUAUGAAUUAGUGCAUGUUCAAUAGCCAUACCGAACUGUCAUUGUCAAGUAUAAGCAUAUAUACACCAUUAAACAAUACACUCCAAAAAAUACCGAUUCUGAUUCGAAUUAGUUUGAUGUAAAAAUAUGAUAUGCUUAUAUUUGUUCAAAAUAAUUGAGUUAAACGUAGUUAUAUUAUUGUAUCAUCGAUGUUUUAGUAGUGGUUUUUCUCCUGCUAAAUUAAAGUAAAUUUGUAAAUAAUGUUGUUAGACUGUAUUUUCCGUCUUUAAACUUUGAAAAAUAAAUACAAACGCAAGUACAGUUCGAAAUGAAA
Molecule: messenger RNA, 2855 nt
Organism: Mya arenaria
Lineage: Eukaryota; Metazoa; Mollusca; Bivalvia; Myida; Myidae
Exons: 7
Coding region: 250-1005 (251 amino acids)
Cellular component (GO): nucleus
Source: RefSeq, a predicted model, not a curated record